Messenger RNA from Sardina pilchardus (European sardine), 1103 nucleotides. RefSeq names its product lectin-like. The record is from RefSeq and is a predicted model, not a curated record. The transcript is spliced from 6 exons. The coding region runs from base 182 to 670 and encodes 162 amino acids. Gene Ontology annotation, molecular function: signaling receptor activity. NCBI's taxonomy places the organism in Eukaryota, Metazoa, Chordata, Actinopteri, Clupeiformes, Clupeidae.
GCCAUAAAAGUGAUGAAACAUUCUUGCGUAAUAGGCCUCUUGGUAAAAAGAAGGGAAACACAAAUACAUUUGGAUUCAUGAAUGCACACUGCCCUGGUUUUGACCUCACCACACACUACAGGAGGCACCUCACAGAUACCCUUUUUAUUCCAAAAGGAGGUACAACUACCCAUCAGAGAAAAUGAAGAUUUUCAGAUUGAUGCUAGUGAUGGCUGUUGGCUUUCCUGUUUUGAGUGGCAAAGAAAUACAAAAGUCUACUCUCAAGUUGUCCGGAUGUCCCAUUCAAGGCUACAAGGCAUGGUUCAAAGUGGGCCCAUACUGUGCCCAACAUUUCCAUCAGUCACUUGGAUUUGGUAAGGCUGAGCUUAGGUGCAGAGGGGAGCAUGCAGAUGGCCAUCUCAUAUCUGUUCAUAAUGGCAAAAUGAAUGAUGAACUGAAAACUCUCACUGGAUCUUGGUACAGUGAGGCCUGGAUUGGAGGAUACAAGAUACCUUGUACCAAUGACUUUGCAUGGACUGAUGGCUCCAAGUGGGAUUACCAUAACUGGGUCCCAGGGCAACCUGACGGCAGUUCUGACUGCGUUCAGAUCAACUGGCACACUCCUGGCAUGUUUGAUGAUGCAGACUGUUGUGACCAGCGUUCCUACGUCUGUGCCUUCCUGAUAAAGUAGUGGGAAGAUGGAGGAUGCUGUGAUGAAGAUGUCUACAAAAUGCAGUGCUAUGCCAUGUGAAGUGCCUUUCUACUUUCUGAUUUAGAUUACGGUUUGAUAUGCCACCGCCUCCAAGAAUAGGUUGCUUGUCGGUUUGAUAAACAAUUUCUUACCAAAGCCAGACUUACCGUGUCCUCUUCAUGUAAUAUAACACCAAAGAUUAAUGUUGUUCAUUAAGUCUGAUAUAUCACAAUAUUACUCUAACUGUGAUAUAUAAUUUAUUGAUUGCAUCAUAAAAAAGAGGAGGGAAAAAAUAUCAUUUUAUGUGCAUAUGUUGUUGUUAUAAGUCACCAUAGGAAAACAUUAGUGUAUAGAGUUGAUUGAGAUGACUAGCAGAUGUUGAUUAAACACACAUGCAUCUACUCUAUUAAAUAAAGAUCAUAUUCACCCUUCA